CUUUUAAUUUCACUUCCUUUUCUUCAUAUUUCAUUUUCUUUCUUCAAUAUUAAAAUUUACGAAGAAAAAUUCAAACCUUUUCUUGAUCUAUAUCUUUAUACUUAUAGAAAUACAUCAUAUAUAUAUAUUUAAUUACUAUUGUGCUUAAUUUUAGUAUAAAAAAUAAUAAUAAAUCUUGGGUUUUGUAUAAAUCUUGUUUUUGAAGUAUACCCAUUAAAAAAGAUUGAAUCUUUUUGAAGAAAUAUUGGUGGGUUUAAAAUUUAAUGAUAUAGUUUGAUGAUGGCGGCUGAAGACUUGAUUGAAGUCAAAUUUAGGUUAGCUGAUGGCAGUGAUAUUGGACCAGGCAAAUAUAGCUCUGUUACAACUGUUGCAUCUUUGAAAGAGAAAAUUAUUUCACAAUGGCCUAAAGACAAUGAAAGUGGGCCUAAAACAAUAAACGAGAUGAAGCUCAUCAAUGCUGGAAAGAUUUUGGAGAACAACAAAACUCUUGCUGAAUCAAGAUCCGUGGUCAGUGAAAUUCCUGGGGGUGUUAUCACUAUGCAUGUUGUCGUCCGCCCUCCAAUGGCUGAUAAAAACAAUGAAAAGUUGCAGGACGGCACCCCGAAAGAGAGCAGCUGUUCCUGCACCUGCACCAUCCUGUGAAGUACAUUGGUUCCAAAUUACAUAUCAGAAGCUAUGCUUAUCAGAUGGCAGCGGAUGAAAGAAUAUUGGGAGAGUUUAUAUCUUUUUUAAUAUAAUUGGUUGAACCUUUUUCUCAAAUUCUAAAACAGAAAAGUUGAAAGAAUAUACGAUUUAAUGCUAGUAAAUGGAGCAAUAUAUAAACUUUGUAGAUCAAAAGAAAAGGAUACAAAAACUUAAUAUUUGUUUUGAGUUUGAUUUAAUUUGUUAUAUAUGAUAUUUAUAGAUUUCAUUCCAA
Messenger RNA from Erigeron canadensis, 916 nucleotides. RefSeq names its product membrane-anchored ubiquitin-fold protein 5. The transcript is spliced from 3 exons. The record is from RefSeq and is a predicted model, not a curated record. Lineage: Eukaryota; Viridiplantae; Streptophyta; Magnoliopsida; Asterales; Asteraceae. The coding region runs from base 277 to 642 and encodes 121 amino acids. Gene Ontology annotation, molecular function: protein binding.